ACCAAAUUGUCAUUAGAAAAGAAAUUAAAAGAUUACGAAAAUGUCAUGGCAAACAAGAAAGCUGCUCUCGAAAACAGUUUGCAGGAAAGAACUCAACUGGAAAAGAAGGUUGCUGACAAAGACAAGAAGAUAAAAGAACUGAUUGCAGAAAUAAAUUUAUUGCAGCCAAAGAAGACGUUAUGCGAAAAUAAGAAAUUGUCAGAUCAUAAAAGCAAUGUGGAAUUAAUGAAAAAUCUAGUUAGUGGUGCUGAUAGAAGAAAUGUUCAGAUUCAAGAAUUUAGGAAAAAAAUAAACCGCCUUGAACAUAUGAUCAGGGACAAAUCCAACAGAGAAGAAAAAUUACUAUCUUAUGCUACAAAGUUGACCAAGAAGUGUAAUAACAAGUGUUCAUCAUUUAAUAACCAGAUCAAAGAGCUACAGAGUUCUGAAAAAACUUUGCGUAACCAAGUGUCCGAAUUGGAAAGGGUCUUGGGCCAAAAAACACUAGAGCUGCACCAGCGAGAGAGAUUGGUCAAAGAACUGAAAGAACUGAUCAGAUUGAAAAAUGAAUGGGAAGUGUCCCUGUGGAAGUGUAGAAAACGGGAUGACAAUUGUAAACUGUUGUCUGAGGAAUCAACACCUAGUCUAAAGACGAUUGAGGUAUUUAAUUUACUUGCACUCAAACACAUGGAAAUAAUCAAGCUGGAUAGACGGAUAUCGGGGCUCCAAAAUAUUCAAAAUGAGGAUUGGAAAAGUGGAAAAGAAGUCAUACAAGCAAACAAAGCAGAAAAAAACUAACAGUUGAAGUCUGGUUUAAAAAGAUGAACCUGAGAAGACAUUUAGGAACAUUUAAAUUUCGUCAGAAGCCUUAAUAACAUUGUCAAAACAUUCAAAAUUUGAUCUGUGAAUGGUUUUGAAGUUUUCUG
Molecule: messenger RNA, 905 nt
Organism: Macrosteles quadrilineatus (aster leafhopper)
Lineage: Eukaryota; Metazoa; Arthropoda; Insecta; Hemiptera; Cicadellidae
Product: kinesin-like protein KIF20B
Exons: 7
Coding region: 46-777 (243 amino acids)
Source: RefSeq, a predicted model, not a curated record